Notothenia coriiceps (black rockcod) is the source of this 3941-nucleotide messenger RNA. RefSeq names its product contactin-4-like. The transcript has 18 exons. The record is from RefSeq and is a predicted model, not a curated record. Gene Ontology annotation, molecular function: cell-cell adhesion mediator activity. Gene Ontology annotation, biological process: axon guidance; cell-cell adhesion; brain development. NCBI's taxonomy places the organism in Eukaryota, Metazoa, Chordata, Actinopteri, Perciformes, Nototheniidae. Gene Ontology annotation, cellular component: plasma membrane; axon. The annotation marks the transcript as partial.
AACUAACCUUCACGUGGAUCUUCAAUGAGUACCCAUCAUUUGUCAUCCAGGACACGCGGCGGUUUGUGUCCCAGAAGACAGGAAACCUCUACAUCGCCAAAGUGGAGCUCUCUGAUGUGGGCAACUACACCUGUGUGGUCACCAACACGGUCACCAAGAGCAGUGUUCAAGGACCACUAACUCCUCUGGUGCUGCGGGUUGAUGGUAUGAUGGGCGAAUACGAGCCAAAGAUUGAAGUGCAGUUUCCUGAAGUUGUCCUUGUUGCUAAAAGCUCAACCGUCAAACUAGAGUGUUUUGCACUUGGAAACCCAGUGCCAACCAUCAGCUGGAGAAGGCAGGAUGGAGCCUCUUUUGGCAGGAAGGUGGACAUAAAUAAAGCCAGUGGCGUGUUAGAAAUCCCUUACUUCCAGCUGGAGGAUGCAGGAAUAUAUGAAUGUGUGGCUGAAAACACCAGAGGAAGAAACUCAGCUAAAGGAAAGCUGUCUUUCUAUGCUGCACCGCACUUGACUGAGAAGCCUCAAGAUGUUCAGAAGACCAUUGAUGAUAUGCUGGUUUGGGAGUGCAAAGCCAGCGCCAAGCCCAAACCCUCAUACCGCUGGCUGAAGAACGGAGAGCCUCUGGACUCCAUGGAACACGAUAGGGUCCAGGCGAAUAACGGAGUGCUGACGAUCAGCAGCUUGAAUCUGGCUGACAUCGGCAUGUAUCAGUGUGUGGCGGAGAACAAGCACGGCCGAAUCUUCACCAACGCUGAGCUCCGAGUCGUAGCCAUCGCUCCAGACUUCUCCCAGAACUUGUUGAAGGCCCAGACUUUGGCCCGACAAGGCGGCGACGUUCUGAUCGAAUGCAGGCCCAGGAUGUCUCCUCGGGGUGUCAUUUCAUGGAGGAAGGGGAAAGAAGCCCUUAGAGAGAGUCACAGAGUUACUGUUUUGGAUAAUGGCAGCCUACGGAUUUCCAAUGUUACAAAAAUAGAUGCUGGGAUCUACACGUGUGUGGCCAGAAACCAGUUUGGAGUAGCGAGCAGUGCUGGCAGCCUUUUGGUGAAAGAGCCGACGGCGAUCACCAGUCCAGCAGGACAUCUGGACGUGACCGUGGGUGAGAGCAUCGUGCUGCCCUGCCAGGUGUCACAUGACCCCACGCUGGACCUCAAGUUCACCUGGUUCUUCAACGAGCAGCUCAUCCACUUUGGAAGUCACUGGGCGUUUUUUGAGAAAAUCGGUGGGCGCUCGGCUGGUGACAUAAUGAUACGCAACAUUCAAUUGAGGCAUGCUGGGAAAUACACGUGUGCUGUUCAAACGAAGGUGGACAGUGUGUCGAUUGCCACUGAUGUGGUCGUCAGAGGUCCCCCCAGUCCCCCCGUGGACUGUCAGGUGACUGCGAUGACGCAGACCACUGCCUCCGUGUCCUGGGGUCCCGGGAUGGACAACCACAGCCCCAUCCUCAGCUACACCAUCCAGGCCAGAACGCCCUUCUCUCUUGGGUGGCAAGCCGUAACAACCGUUCCUGAGCUUCUCGGGGGGAAGCAGCUGUCAUCCACCGUCAAUGAGUUGAGUCCCUGGGUGGAGUACGAGUUCAGAGUCCUGGCAACCAACAGCAUAGGAACAGGAGAGCCCAGCAAACCCUCCAAAAAGUCCCGUACCAAAGAAAUGCUUCCCCGGGUGACACCUGGCAGAGUGAACGGAGGAGGUGGAGGACGCUCAGAGCUGGUCAUCACUUGGGAGCCCGUUCCUGAGGAGCUCCAGAGUGGGCCGGGCUUCGGCUACGUGGUGGCUUUCCGCCCACUGGGGGCUCAGGGCUGGAUGCAGGCUGCUGUCACGUCCCCCGACGCCUCGAGAUACGUCUUCAAGAACGACAGCAUCCCCCCCUUCUCCCCUUACCAAGUCAAAGUCGGGGUUUACAACAACAAGGGAGAAGGACCUUUUAGUCUGGUGACCACCAUCUACUCGGCGGAGGAAGAGCCCAGCAGAGCUCCAGGCAGGCUGAGGGCGAGGAGUGUAUCAGCGUCCGAGGUAGAGGUCACCUGGAGGCCGCUGGCCUGGAGCAACAACCGAAGACGCAUCCUGGGCUAUGAGUUGCAGUACUGGGGUGAGAGGCAGAAGCAGGACACAGCCAGUGUGAUCAGGACAGUGGGGAAUAAAACGUCAGUACUUAUCAGAGAUCUGGAGGGCAGCAGUACAUAUUACAUGUCCCUGCGGGCCUACAACAGCGCCGGAGUGGGUCCACAGAGCAUCAUAGUCAAUGUCACAACCAAGAAACCACCACCCAGUCAAGCCCCUCUCAAAAUCAUGUGGAACACUUCCAACUCCAAGGUCAUCCUGAGGUGGGACCAAGUGCACGCUCUGGAGAAUGAGUCUGAAGUCACCGGAUAUAAGGUGAUGUACAGCCAGGACAAACACAGCCACCCCAGUGUGGUGGAGACCAACACCACCUCCUUGGAGUUGUCGCUGCCAGUCAACCAGGACUACGUUAUCCAGAUAAAACCCUUCAGUGAGGGAGGGGAAGGCAGCAGCAGCCAGAUUACCAUCCCCAAAAUAGCAGGCUCCAUAGCCAAAGGAGCAGCUCCAGAGUCUUCUCCAUAUUCCUUGGUCAACCUUGCAGCGUUAAUCAUCACAGCCAGGACUGUACUAUGACAAACAUCUGCAUCAACCAGGCGCUACAGCUGCUUUUUAGGAGGAGAAACAGCAGGUCAGAGACAACAAGAGACUGACAGCCGCAUUUCCACCUGCUCCCUUCCCUACUAUGUCUUUCCUGUUCUUUCUACAAAGAUCUCUUUGUGGGGAAUUUUCUCUUUCACCGCCUUUCUGAAGGAGUUAUUGAAAGGAAGUGGCUCUUUCAGAAGUUGCUUUUAAGGAAGUGAAAGGACACCAUGACUCGACGGCUGUCUCUUCGACUGAUGUUUCUUUCUUUGCCCCCUUCUAAGCAGUGGAUAUUCUCAUAUGGUUUGAACCUCGGAGGCAGUGGUGUGUGAUGCACAAUAGGAUGUGUAUAUGUUUUCUCUUUUGGACUGUGCAGGUUCUGUGAGAUGGAUUUUGUGUGAACCUUUGGACUUUUUUUUGGAUGCUGAGAUUUCAUCUUGAAUGGGGAUGGAGGAGACCUUGCAUAGCUUGCAAGUGUUUUCCCUCCUCUCUUUGGGAAACCUCCUGCACUGUCUAUGAAGGAAAACCAACUGUUACUAAUCCCUGCCAAAAAACAGGGAGCUAAGCCUCAUUCCUUUCUGCCAAACAAGAAUUUGGGACCUUUGUGACUUUGCUUGGAUUUUAUUCAUGCUUUUACGUUACACCACAUUACAUCCAAACCUCAAAGUUGCCAUGAAAAUGUAAACCAAAGGUAUUGAAUCGACUAGGUUCAGUUCCAACUGUUGUAUCUUUGAGUGAAAAUGCAGCGUGUACAUCCCCAAUAUGGCUUCAGUUGUAAACAGCAGACUUGUGUUGGUUAAUUGAUGUCUUACCUUUCUCCCACAUCCGUGAUAAGUGUGUAACAAAGGCUUGCUGAGCAGUGGGAGCCGCUUUGUUGUAUACACUGUAUGUUUGAAAUCCUCAGGUCCCAAAUGAGCCUUAAGUCUUUUGAUUAGUAUCCAUGUUGUUAUUAUUCAAGAGAGUUUUAUUUAUGUUUCCUCCUCCUGCAUUGUGUUUUGGCUCACUCAUGCUGUAACCUAUGGAUAACUGACCUUGCCCUACACUUUGUUGAGAAUUUCCCGUUUGUUACUUUUUAGAUCAUAUUUUUGGCCGUUUUGGGCUCAGAAACAACAUGCCUUUCUCCUACGUCUCUCAUGAUGAGCAUUGUGAUACAGUGGCAGUGAUACUGACUUUUCUAGCUUAUUUGAAGUAGGGGACAGUGUUUCACUGUCAGCUGCUGUUUGGCAUGAGAUUGGUCAGUGUACGUACCUACGUUGCUUAGGAUGUCUGGAUGAAUCAACCUGCUUUUAAUAAAUAUAAUGCCAUUUU